Molecule: messenger RNA, 3552 nt
Organism: Linum trigynum
Lineage: Eukaryota; Viridiplantae; Streptophyta; Magnoliopsida; Malpighiales; Linaceae
Source: the annotation of a GenBank genome assembly
AAUAUCAAUUGGAUAAGAAAUAAUAAAAGUGAUAAUGUUUUUUCAGUGUUGUAUACACACAUCCUAUUUUCAUAAUUGAAAAUUUGAUGCCAUGUAACACACCUCGUUUUCGCAUCCAAAUGUAACACAUCCUAUCCUUAAAAUUAAUAAGUUGAAAAACACUUUAACUAUGACUUUAUAAAUUGCUCGGCCUUUCAAAAAACAAAAUACAAACAGACUAAGAAACCAAGAGUGGCAAAUGUGAGGUAUCAAACACCCAACCUAGGUGAAACAUAAUGGCUUUGAAUCCUCAUUUGUUGACUAAAUUAAUUCUGCAUAUAUUAUUUGGUGCCAAUACACAGAUUUUGCACAUCUAAACCUCCUCUUUUGCCGAUAGGUAAACCUUAUGUAUAUAUUUUCUCAUAAACCCCUGUAUUUUUGGGCAACUCUAAUUUCCAUUCUCAGGAGAUCAACCUUGCUUGGUUCAAAAUAAUUUGGGUUACAAUGAAAAACAUUAGAAGAUGGAACUUAAAAUUGUCGACUGGUUUCUUUUCAAACUUAGUCUUUUGGCUUUGUCUUAUUGGCUAGAAAAUAAUUUUGUCACUUGCGUUUUUAGUUGAUAGAUUUUAAUGAAUAUUGUUUUGGCUGAAAAUUAAUAAGCAUGUAGUUGGAAACUUCUAAUUUAAUUCAAUUAUUAGCUUACACCAAACAUGAUUUUUUAGCCAAAUUAGAGUAAAUUAAUAUUGAUUAGCGGGUGACAUAAAAUAUAUAUUAAAUUUGCAUUCCAAUUAGAUUUUCCAGCCAAAUUAAAUGAGCAACAAGUGAGUUGAGCCACAUGCCGGUUUAGCUAGCUCAGCCGGCGACCGAAUCGGAAACGGAAACGCAAAAUAGUUACACUCCCGCAAACGGAAAGGAAUAAUAAUAUAAUAAUAAAUCCAUAUUUAAUCAACCGGCUAAUUAGCCCCCAAAACUAAAAUGGAAAUUACCAAUCAAGUCACUCCGGCCCUCCUUAUAAAACCUAGUCUCUCGCGCUACCACAUUCACUCUGUGCCGUAAUCUCUCUUAAUUUCUCUCCAAUGGUAACCAAUCCAGGCCACGAUCACCACGCCGCCGCCGCCAGCAGCAGCGACGGCGCCUCCCCAUCAGCGACAAAUCGCUUUCCAGACUACGAAUCCGACGAUCUUGAUGAAUCUUCCGCCGCCGCCUCUCCGUCCUUUUGCUUGUGCUUCCCCGCACACUGCUUCGGCCGCCGAUCCGCCGGGUCCCACGCCUACUUGUUGCAGGUAAACCAAGAUCGCCACUCCUCCGAGGACCAAGAGCCCCGCGGCGGGGGAGGCGGCGGGCGGCGGUGGGUGGCGGAGAAGCUGAAGAAGGCGAGGGAGGUGUCGGAACUGGUGGCGGGGCCCAAGUGGAAGAAUUUCAUCCGCAGAUUCAGCGGCACCGUGAGGGCGGCGGUGGGGUCGAUUGCCAAUAAUGCGAAUAACGGCAGGAUCAAGAGACCGUCCAAGAUGCAGUUUCAGUACGACGCGCAGAGCUACGCGCUUAACUUCGAUGACGGCGUCGAUACCGCCGACGACUGCGGGUACCCCGGUUUCUCCGCCAGGUAUGCGGUUCCGCCGCCGCCGCUUUCGGCCGGAUCCAAUGGCGUGAUGAACAAGGCCGCCUCGCAGCUUGGCACGUGAAUGAUCUCUUGUGUAUAAAACAUCUCAGUCAUGAUUAUUACUGUUGUUCAUCUUUUGUUCCUUUAUUUUUUCUUGUUCGCCGGACCUCGAACGAUUAACUUAAUUUUUUUAAAAAUAGUUACUUACCCUCCCGAAUGUAAUAUCUGUAUAUGAAAAGUAUUCUUUGAGCUUAAUUACCAUAUACAUUAUAAAAGAUUUUGAUCCAUGUGCAUGAAAGUAGAGAGUGUUUUGUAAAAAUAUAAAUUGUAUUUACCGAUGAAUAUCAUCGUUAUAUAUAACUCAACAGAUCAAGAAACAUGAGAACCCAAUCUAUCUAGUGUAUGGUGUAAAUCUCUCAAAUGCUUGCAAGUAAUAAUUCGUUCCCAAUCAUGUGACAGAUUUUGAACACAACACCGUUGCACAUCAAUCUCAAUGUCUUCAAAGCGUUGUUGAUUUCGCUCCAACCAAUUGUUGAUGAGGUAAAAUCAUGUAAAAUAAUAGUAAAAAAAAAUUUGCCCUAAAAUACCUCAUUAGCUAUCUCAAAUCUGGUGAGUGUAGUAAUUACUGGAUCCAAGAACUUUGACCAUGAGCCCAUUGUAAAAUCCAAAUUAGAUUGUUUCCGUACCCCCAAAACCCCAAAUUAAUUAUGUUUCAUUAUUACUAAUUAGCCCUAUUGCAGCAAAGGUAUUUAUUAGAAAACAAAUGUCACCCCCUUGAAUGGUGCCUGACAUUAUUCCAGGUUCAAAUCUUGGAAGUACACAAGAGACAAAAUAGCUAGCGAAAAUUUUUCUGAAUCAAAUCAAAACGUUAAUUGCAUAGAAAGCCGUGUAGAUUGGGAAUUAAGUAAAUAAUUAGUUGUACGAAAAGAGAGACAUCUGGAAAAUAAUUAGUCGUUGUUGCAAAUCAAAGUGAGGAAAUGGAAUAUAUUAGUUGUCCUUGCCCCUGUUAACAGGAUACAGUUCAUCUGCGAGGACAACCGAAAGGGAUUCUAAUUAAUCAAUAAUCAUCACCCAGCUGGUGCCAAGAUAUCUGAAAUGAUUAAUUAUUAUUUAAAUAAUAACUUAAAAGAAACUAAAAGGUUCAGAACCCACACCCCAAAAGAUUAGCUAGAUUGUUGUUCGUCGGGGAUUAUUUAGUGGGCUAUGACAAUCAACGUUGUAAUUCAUACUCUUAAGUUUAUUAUGUUAACAAAUAACCACAGAAAACUUUGCACUGCCUUAUUAUAGUGACUAGCUUGUAACCCGACCCGUUGGUCGGAGGAGCUGAGCCGAAUAUUGAAUUAUUGGGAUAACCCGUAGAUUCAACCAUUAAGCUAAAUUGGUCUAAUGGUGAGUACCGCCUAGCAUAUCCCUAAUAAUCAUACCAAAGUGAAUAUAUUGGAACAUAAACAGUACAUCAAAAGUUGGUACAACCAUGAAGUUAGACCAUUAAAAACAUACCAAUGAAAUUGAAUAGCAUCGAAAAACUUCAACUUCAUUAUAUAAUUACAUGAGAUCAGAAAGAGAACACCAUUAAUUUGAUUUAUAAAACUUUCAUCUUGUCGUCAUUGUGCUUUCUGGUUUUUGUCAGGCCAUGAUAAAAUCUAAGGAAAUCAAGAACGAACAACACGAUUUGGGAUAGGAACCGCCGUUGUCGUAUUCCUAGAGAAUGGUGGUAAACACGGACUCACCUGCCAAACUGGUUUGGAUUGAGAUUUUUAUCGGGUAUCAAGGAACCAUGUGAUUAUAAAUUAGACUUGAUCAAAACGGGCCAAAACUUAAAAUUCAACCUGUUUGACCGACCCAUGCAAAAUUCUAAUUAUUCGUUACUUUUAAACUUUCUAUUUGAAAAUAAAAAAAUAGUGAAAGAAAAUAGAUGACUGCAAUUCGCCAUUUGCACAUCACUUAUUCGGGAAUAAAACCAUAGAAAUUCA